Messenger RNA from Cornus florida, 720 nucleotides. RefSeq lists its product as uncharacterized. Bases 1 to 720 code for a protein of 239 amino acids. The record is from RefSeq and is a predicted model, not a curated record. The transcript has 2 exons. NCBI's taxonomy places the organism in Eukaryota, Viridiplantae, Streptophyta, Magnoliopsida, Cornales, Cornaceae.
AUGAGGGGGACCGUUGAUCCACCUUUUCAGAUAAAUGAGGAACAAUUGCAGUUAGCCGUUCAGGCAGCUCUUUUCAAAGCAUUUCGACCGGCAGGUGCGUCAUCAUCACAAGUUUGUGAAAUGCCAACUCUGUUUGAGGGCGGCCCAGAUCCACUUGUUGCGGAUAGUUUCAUGGAUAGGGUGGAGAAGCAUAUUAAUGCCAUGAAUUUGGCAACAGACAAGUUGAAGAUCAUAUUGGCGACUUACAAUUUUAUUGGUGAUGCUGAGAUAUUGUGGAAGACCAUUUCACACACCCACAAUUUGGAUACUAUGACAUAUGAUACUUUCAAGAAGUUAUACUAUGAGAAGUACUUUCCGGCGCCUAAGCGGAGGGAACUAAAGAAGAAGUUUGAUAGGUUGAAGCAAGGAAACAUGACAGUUACAGAGUAUGAAAACAAGUUUACAUCGCUUUUGAGGUUUGCACCGGGGAUUGCUAAUGAUGAGGAAGAAAAGAUAGAAAAGUUUGUUGAUGGUCUUGAUCUCACCAUCAGGCCAAUUGUAGCUGCCUCAAAACCGUCAGAGUAUGCAAAAGCAGUGCGAAAAGCUUUAAUAGUUGAGGCGGAAAGCAGGGACAGUAAGGCUAUCAAGGAGUCCUACAAGCACAAUAGGGGUAUGAGUGCUUUCUCCGAGGGUCAAUCAAGUAAGAAGCAGAAGUAUGAACAGUCAGGGUUCAGGGGAUAG